Microtus ochrogaster (prairie vole) is the source of this 810-nucleotide messenger RNA. RefSeq names its product homeobox B5 (gene Hoxb5). The record is from RefSeq and is a predicted model, not a curated record. NCBI's taxonomy places the organism in Eukaryota, Metazoa, Chordata, Mammalia, Rodentia, Cricetidae. Gene Ontology annotation, molecular function: RNA polymerase II cis-regulatory region sequence-specific DNA binding; DNA-binding transcription factor activity, RNA polymerase II-specific. Gene Ontology annotation, cellular component: nucleus. Gene Ontology annotation, biological process: regulation of transcription by RNA polymerase II; anterior/posterior pattern specification.
AUGAGCUCGUACUUUGUAAACUCCUUCUCGGGGCGUUAUCCAAAUGGCCCGGACUAUCAGUUGCUAAAUUAUGGCAGUGGCAGCUCUCUGAGCGGCUCUUACAGGGAUCCCGCUGCCAUGCACACCGGCUCUUACGGCUACAAUUACAAUGGGAUGGAUCUCAGCGUCAACCGCUCCUCGGCCUCCUCCAGCCACUUUGGGGCGGUGGGCGAGAGCUCGCGCGCCUUCCCCGCGUCAGCCCAGGAGCCCCGCUUCAGGCAGGCGACGUCCAGCUGCUCCCUGUCCUCGCCCGAGUCCCUGCCCUGCACCAACGGCGACAGCCACGGCGCCAAGCCCGCUGCUUCGUCCCCUUCCGACCAGGCGACCCCAGCCAGCUCCAGCGCCAAUUUCACCGAAAUAGACGAGGCCAGCGCGUCCUCCGAGCCUGAGGAAGCGGCAAGCCAGCUAAGCAGCCCGAGCCUGGCUCGGGCACAGCCAGAGCCCAUGGCCACCACUACAGCCGCGCCCGAGGGGCAGACUCCACAGAUAUUCCCCUGGAUGAGGAAGCUUCACAUCAGCCACGAUAUGACUGGGCCAGACGGGAAAAGGGCCCGGACCGCCUAUACUCGCUACCAGACCCUGGAGCUGGAGAAGGAAUUCCACUUCAAUCGCUACCUGACCAGGCGGCGACGCAUCGAGAUCGCCCACGCGCUCUGCCUGUCCGAGCGUCAGAUCAAAAUCUGGUUCCAGAACCGUCGCAUGAAGUGGAAGAAAGACAACAAACUGAAAAGUAUGAGCCUGGCUACAGCCGGCAGCGCCUUCCAACCAUGA